This is a messenger RNA of Trichoderma atroviride IMI 206040, 4179 nucleotides long. NCBI's taxonomy places the organism in Eukaryota, Fungi, Ascomycota, Sordariomycetes, Hypocreales, Hypocreaceae. The record is from RefSeq and is a predicted model, not a curated record.
CCCGAUCCUCCAAGCACCGACCGUAGCCUCGCUCGCAUGGAGACGCGACCCCAAGGCCAAGGCCACGGCCAUGUCGCACUCACCAACGGCGCCGCGGCCGAGCAAACUGCCUCGCCGUCAAAACACCAUGUCUUCGACACCGCGCUGUUCCCGGCCCUCGAGACCGGCGCCAGGCCGUCUGGCAGCGUCGAGCAGAUGCAGCGCGAGGAUCCCUUGGCCGCCCAGAUCUGGAAGUUCUUCAGCAAGACCAAGGAGCAGCUGCCGAACCAACAGCGCAUGGAGAACCUGACCUGGCGGAUGAUGGCCCUCGAACUGCGCAAGCGCCAGCAGCAGCAGCAGGACCAGGAGCGGCAGCAGAGGUCCCUCUUGCUCUCUGCGCAACCACAAAACGCCCCCAGCGGCAUUGCCCAGCAGCUCCGAAGCACCUCGGACAUCCAUGACCCCAGCGUGGAUGCCAUGAACAUCGACGACUUCAUCUUUGCCGACGAGGGCGCCGUUUCCGUCCCCGACAGCUCACCGCAGCCUCUUGCAGCGCCGAAGAACAGAUCAUCCAAGGCGCUGGCCGCCGCCAUCCCCAUCAAGGGUCGCAAGGGUUCUGCCAAUCAGUUCGUGGCCCAGUCGGUCCCCGUUCCGCCACAUCACCAGCGGGGACAGAACGAUGAAUUCCAUUACGUCCCGCGCCAUGACAGGAAGACCAGUAUCGAUGACCGCCGGACUCGAAAACGACCUGCCAACUUCUCUCCUCAUAUGAGCGCCAUCAACCCCAGCUCAUCCGCCCUCACCCUCGACUUGGAAAACGACCCUGAGCUCAAUGGAUACUCUCUCGACAACUCCAACGCCUUGUCGUCCAUGCAGCAGCAAAUGACCAACAACCAAGCCUCUGCCUUCAACCUCGAUACCUUCAUGGACAACGACGGCGUUAUGGGCUCUACUGCCCACUUCCAAUCCAACUUCUCAUUCUCUCCCUCGACGUCUCCCAUGAUGCACAGCGGGCCGUUUUCCUCCAUGUACAACAACGCCUCCCUUCAUUCCUCUCUCAACAACCCCGACUUUUACUCCCCAACUGGCUCGGGUUAUCCGUCUGCUACAUCCACACCUCACCCGAUCAACGACAACGAUGGUGGCGUUUACUUUGGCUCCUCUCAGGAUCUGCAGCAGCAGCACCACCACCACCAUCAACACAUCAGCCACCAUCACAUGAACCAGCAAUUCAUGUACGGCGAUUCCAACGGCGGCAGCAACAGCAACGGCGCCAACUUCCCCUCGACAAGUACGGGCGUGGAAGCAGUGUCGGCGUAUAGCACCGCCCCAAACUCAUUUGGCCACAUCGAUCCCAGCCAAGUCUUUCAGACGGAUUCCCAGGUCGCAUCUCCAGUCUUGCCAAUGCAGCAAGGCAACAUGCUUGGCUUCGGGGGCGAUGAUGACGACGAGGAUGCCAACACGUUUUUGGACCGUGGCGGCGUUGGCCUCCACGGCGACUUUACAUCUGCUGUCGACGAGGCGGGAUCGUUUGGCUGGGAUGCCUCGCUUCCCGGGCAGUUUAGCACGCAAGCCGCCCGCUUUCCUGGCGGCCCGACUCGCAAGCAUGUCCAGAUUGGAGGCGUCACGACAACUGAUUACGUGGACAACAGCGGCGAUUGGGACGGCCAGGGCCUGAGCAUGAGCCGAUCGCACUCGCAGACGCACUCGCAGACGCUUGGCAUGGGGGCCGACAAGCGACCAAACAGACUUCCUCGCAACUCGUCCACGCCCUCGCACAUGACAAACAAGCACAGCGGGUUCGAACAAAUCGCCCAGUCUCUUCCCAGCUCUCCGGGCGGCAACGCCGCUGGUAACGCUUCGGGCUUCUCGUCGGUUGCGCCAAGCAGGCCGCCCUCACCGCCCCCAAGCUCCAAGCAUGGCUCUACCACCAAUCUGCCGGCGGCGGGUGCAAACGCUGGCGAGAACGGCAAUCCCACCACCUGCACCAACUGCUUCACGCAGACGACUCCGCUGUGGAGACGCAACCCCGAGGGCCAGCCUCUCUGCAAUGCCUGCGGCCUCUUCCUGAAGCUCCACGGCGUGGUGCGACCACUCAGCUUGAAGACGGACGUCAUCAAGAAGAGAAACCGGGGAUCUGGCAACAACCUGCCCGUAGGAGGAACGAGGAAGAAGGCCGGCACCGGCUCCAAUGCCGCCUCGAGGAAGAAUUCGACGCUGUCCAUGUCUGCUGCCGCAGCUGCCGCCGCCGCCGCCGCCGUAGCUGUGCCCGUGGUGAACAACCAGGCAGCCGUAUCACCGCCGUCAAUGAACCGCCCCAGCAGCAACAAAGAUGCCGACAGUCCCACUAGCAGUGGAAACUUCACCGCGGGAAGCACACCUGGAAGCCAAUAUGGGGGAGCAGCCAUUGUAGGCGGCAAAGGCGUCGUGCCAAUCGCUGCUGCACCGCUAAAGACGGCGCCUGGACCCGGUGCUUCCUCCAUGUCUCGACCGGCCACGGCGCCGUCAAAGAGACAGCGCAGGCACAGCAAAAGCGAAAGCACGGCAAACUCAUCAGCCAUGGACCUUGACAGUCCUUCAGAAUCUGCCCCGCGACCUCUUGGCACGACUCCCAGCAUGCCUUCCAUCUCAAGCACGAUGAUGUCAAGCACCAACUUCUCCAUGGGUCAGCGCUCCAUGAUGGGAUCCAGCAUAGGAUCCAACAUGGUAUCGAUGGGCGGCACUCAGUCCGGCCUCGUCAGUGGCGCUGGUGGCUCGUCAGGACCCCAGGAAUGGGAAUGGCUGACUAUGAGUCUUUGAAAGAAUUGUCCUGUUAAACCAUCAACCACGAUGCCUGGACAGAAGCUUUAGAUUUUCACGAGCACAGGGCUUGCUUGUGAAUGCUUGCUGUACGACGUAUGGCUAGUAAAGUUUUUCUUUUUUUUUUCUUCAACCUUAACAUGUUUUAUCUCUUUUUUUUUCUUUUUAGUCGAGUGAGAGAUUUCACAAAAGACGGCGGCCUCAGAAGAAAGAGCGGAUAUAUUUGAAGAGAGACGACGACUAGUUUACGUCGCUGGUAAUGCAGGCGGCUUGGCUUGAUUGCUUUAUUUAACGAAAGAGUCUUAUCACGACGUCGAGGGAACAAGGGCGUAUAUGAAUGGGCAUCUCCAUGGCGUGUUGGUUCGAGCAAUGAUACCUGGGUCUGAAUUUUUAUUUUUGGUGUCUUUUUUUCUUUUUUUCCUUUUUCCUUUUUGCUUUCUUUGCAAGCAAGAGUCGGCACACAGUCUGGUAAUAAGUUUUUUUUUUAUCUGGGUGGAAUAACAUGGGCGGGAAAACAUUCGAGAAAGCGUUUUUAUAGUAUUUUUAUUCCAUCAGCGCUUUAAUCACUGGCACAGCAAGAAAGGAGCGCGCGCGCUGCUUCCAAGGAGACCCAACAUGGUACUUUUUGAAACCGCGAGGCCUCAACAGACGAAACUGUCCAACUUUAGGGAAAGGACUUUUCGCACUCUUUUAAGCCGAGUUUAGAGGAAAGGAAAGCUGGUCGAUGAUAACGCUACGGAGUUUGGCCUCUCGCCGCAUGAGAUGGGAUGAUGUUUUUGUCUUUUUUUUCCUUUUCUUUUCUUUUCUUUUCCUUGAUUUAUUCUCUUUUCCAUACACUGAGUUUUGGAUAAUGGUGGCGGCGCUGGCUCGUUUAUUUUCCUCAAUCGAUGCCCUGAAGGCAGCCUCUUUUUUUUUACCUUAUUCCCUUUUAGAUGACAGAGAUGAGUUUUAUUGUUAAAUUUUUGGAUCGGAAUCAAAGACUAGUGUUGAGAAAGCCAUGUCCCAGCUGCGAGACAGACCUGUGAUGACGAGAAAGAUGUUUGAAUCUUUGAUGAUGAAGAAGAUGUGUGAUGACAAAGAUUCGUGGUGAUGACGCUAAUAAUCAAUAGACGAAAUCUCCCUCUUUAUGCAAUGGACGUCACGCCAAACCCGGAUACAAAGCCAUACAUUUGAUUCAUCUACCUGUGUACCAUAUACUCAUACUCGUUACUCCUACAUGAAGGGAUUCUCAAAACAACAAGAAAAACAGUCCCAUCGCCAUUCAUCCAUGGGCGGAGACUAUUCAUACCCAAUAUGCCACACACACACACGCAAUGAAAAUAACCCUUGUCCUGGCAAAUUCAGCCCACCACCCCGGCCAUGUUUCCAACCAAUCUUUUUUAUUCUUUCAAUGCCAUCAAG